CCCUUUAUAAUAAUAAAAGUGUUUUAGUGUAGUUUACUAGCUUAGAUGCCACUUGUCACAAAACCCAGAAACCUCGCAUCCAUUGUGGUCUUACUAAGCUCUCUCACACUCAUAUCGCUUACCACCUUUUUCUUUUGGUUUCCCUUAACACAUUUAUCAUUUUCUACCAAAAAUUCAUUCCCAAUGGCUGAUCCCAACAAUAAAGCUCAAAUCUUUGAACUCAACAAUGGAAAUAUAUGUGUUUUGGUCACCAACUAUGGCUGCACAAUCACCUCCCUCUCUGUUCCUGAUAAAGAUGGAAAAUUGGGUGAUGUUGUUCUUGGAUUCGAUUCCAUCGAGCCGUAUUUGAAUGGUGUUGCUCCUUAUUUUGGAAGCAUUGUUGGCCGAGUUGCCAAUAGGAUCAAACAUGGAAAGUUUACUCUGAAUGGAGUGGAAUACUCUCUACCAAUCAACAACCCUCCAAACAGUCUCCAUGGUGGGAAGAACGGGUUCGAUAAGAAGAUAUGGGAAGUUGUUGAACAUGAAAAAGGCGAAAACCCUCACAUUACUUUCAAGUAUCACAGUUGUGAUGGCGAGGAAGGUUACCCGGGAGAUGUUUCCGUUACUGCAACUUACACACUUACAUCGAGCACAACAUUAAAACUUGACAUGGAAGCAAUGUGUGAAAACAAGGCCACACCAAUCAGCUUAGCACAACAUACCUACUGGAAUUUAGCUGGUCAUAACUCGGGGAGCAUACUGGACCAUAAAAUCCAGAUAUGGGCGAACAAUUAUACUCCGGUGGAUCAAACCAGUAUCCCGACAGGUGAAAUACUUCCCGUGAAAGGAACUCCCUUUGAUUUCACUUCUGAGAAGAGGAUUGGUGAUGAUAUCCAACAGGUCGGUCUUGGAUACGAUCAUAACUAUGUUCUUGAUCUCGGGGAAGAAAAAUCAGGCCUGAAACACGCUGCAAAAGUUAAGGACCCAUCAAGCUCACGGGUCCUCAACUUGUGGACCAAUGCUCCCGGGGUUCAAUUCUAUACCGCAAACUAUGUCAAUGGGGUCAAAGGAAAAGGAGGAGCGGUUUAUGGAAAGCAUUCGGGGCUCUGUUUGGAAACACAAGGUUUCCCAAAUGCAAUAAACCAGCCAAACUUCCCCUCGGUUGUUGUUCAGCCCGGCGAUAAGUACAAGCACACCAUGUUAUUCGAGUUUUCGGCUGAGUAAAGUGUCUUAAGUCUUUUCAAGUGGCUGUCUAAAAUGAUAUUUUUCUAAGUAUGAAAUGAUGACAGUUCUAUAUACUUAUUUGAAUUUUCUAAUCAUUCUAGUCUUACUAUUAUUGAUUGAUUGUGUUGAUGAGAUUGCUUUCUUGUUCAUAAAAAAUACUUCAUAUUCCAAA
Cannabis sativa is the source of this 1375-nucleotide messenger RNA. RefSeq lists its product as uncharacterized. Gene Ontology annotation, biological process: glucose metabolic process; beta-D-galactose catabolic process via UDP-galactose, Leloir pathway. The record is from RefSeq and is a predicted model, not a curated record. Bases 46 to 1203 code for a protein of 385 amino acids. The transcript is spliced from 5 exons. Lineage: Eukaryota; Viridiplantae; Streptophyta; Magnoliopsida; Rosales; Cannabaceae. Gene Ontology annotation, molecular function: carbohydrate binding; aldose 1-epimerase activity.